AUGUCCACAAAACCGCUUUGGUACCGUUGGGCAAGAGUUUAUUUAGCAGGAGCAUGUUUAACAGGGGUAGGAGUAGUAUUAUACAUGACGAUAAGACCAUCAGAUGAACAAUUGAUAGCAAGCUUUUCACCUGAAAUAAGAGCAGAAUAUGAAAGGAAUAAAGAACUAAGGCAACUAGAACAAAAAAGAUUAAUGGAAAUUGUUAAAAAGACAUCAAAAUCAAAUGAUCCUAUUUGGAAAACCGGACCUAUUGGAUCACCAUUAGAAAAAGAUCAAAGAAAUCUAAGUAUGGAAUUAGUAGAUCGUGAAUUAUUUCAUAAAACUAAAGCUGAAGAUGAACAAAAGAAAGCAAUUAGUCGGAGUGUAGAGGAAAGUAAGGAAUUAGAAAGGUUAAUUAAAGAAAAGAAUCUGAAAAAGCCUUGGUGGAAGAUAUUUUAA
This is a messenger RNA of Lodderomyces pseudojiufengensis, 438 nucleotides long. RefSeq lists its product as uncharacterized. Gene Ontology annotation, cellular component: mitochondrial membrane. The transcript has a single exon. NCBI's taxonomy places the organism in Eukaryota, Fungi, Ascomycota, Pichiomycetes, Serinales, Debaryomycetaceae. The coding region runs from base 1 to 438 and encodes 145 amino acids. Gene Ontology annotation, biological process: mitochondrial respiratory chain complex III assembly. The record is from RefSeq and is a predicted model, not a curated record.